CGGAGCGGGGCGGUGGCGGCGGUGGUCCCCUCGCAGGGCCCGGUGGGGGCGCGGCGCUUCGGAGCCCGCCCAGGGUCGGACUGAUCCGUGCAGCCGAAGUUUCCUCGGGCUCGUCUUUGCAGAUCUUCUGAAUUUGGCUCCUGAUUAAAGUUGACAGAUAAUGGAAACAUAUCCUUGGCGAUGUCUCUGGGGCGACUCCUCCGACGUGCCUCUUCAAAAGCUUCCGACCUCCUGACCUUGAAUUCUGGUGGCAGUAGCAGCUCAUCUUCCAUACUUGAUGGGGAGAUUAUCUACUCAAAGAACAAUGUCUGUGUCCACCCACCUGAGCUGCUACAAGGCAUCGGGGAGCAUCAUCCAGGCUAUCUGUGUCUGUACAUGGAGAAAGAUGAGCUACUGGGAACCACACUUAUCCUUGCCUGGGUGCCAAACUCCCGCAUUCAGAGGCAGGAUGAAGAAGCCCUGCGCUACGUCACUCCCGAGAGCUCCCCUGUCCGUAAAGCUCCCCGCAAACGCGGUCGCCACUCUCAGGGUUUCAGCGCUGUCCAGCCAGCUUCCCCCACCGAGCAGAGAGGAGCAGUGGUCCUGAAGGGAGAAGACAUCUUGACUCUGUCUCAGCUUGUAAAAGAUGUGGCAUACAUCAGCUCCCCCUCUUCGGAAGGGGAGAAGCUGUCACAGUGCUGCCCCAUGGCCAACAGCAGCCGCCGGUCCCCGCAGCCUGCCCGCAGUGACUCAGGAAUCCUAUCGACAGUCAGCUCCCAGGAGGAGCAGAACAGGUCGGAGCUGUCGGUGGAGGGGAUGGAGGAAAGUCCGGACUGCAGGCCAGAGCCAGGGGAGGACGAGGGCUCCUUGGAGCUGUCUGCUGAUGACGUGAGCAGGGAUAGUACUUUUGACUCUGAUUCUGAUGCCUUCUCUUCCCCCUUCUGCCUCUCUCCCAUUAGUGAAGCCCUCGGGAAAAGCAGUAGUUCUGUGUUUCUGGAUAAUGAAAGCAGGGACACCUGUGACAAUCGCAUGAACUGCUCCACCAGCUCUGCCUCCAGCCUUGACACCAGUGCCCAGUUCCAGGAGAAUAAUGGGCAAACACAGGGCACCAGAUGGGAUGAGCAGCAGAAGGUCUUUGCCCUGGAGCAGGUCUGUGGUGUCUUCAGAGUGGACCUGGGACAAAUGCGAUCCCUUCGCCUCUUCUUCAGUGAUGAGGCAUGUACCUGUGGCCAGCUGGUUGUUGCAAGCAGAGAGAGCCAGUACAAGAUCUUCCAUUUUCACCAUGGUGGCCUGGAUAAACUGUCUGAGGUGUUUCAGCAGUGGAAGUACUGUACGGAGACCCAUCUCAAGGACCAGCAGCUGACUGAUGAGAGGAUGUGUAUGCAGUUCUCCAUCCGCCGCCCCAAGCUGCCCUCCUCAGAAACCCACCCCGAGGAGAACACCUACAAGCGUCUUGAUGUGUCUGCCUGGCUCCAUCACCUGAACGAGUCUGGACAGGUGGAAGAGGAGUACAAGCUGCAGAAGGCCAUUUUCUUUGGUGGGAUUGAUGUUUCCAUCCGUGGGGAGGUGUGGCCCUUCUUGCUGCACUACUACAGCUAUGAGUCCACCUCGGAAGAGAGAGAGGCACUGAGACUGCAGAAGAGGAAGGAAUACUUCGAGAUCCAGGAGAAAAGGCUCUCAAUGACUCCAGAGGAGCAGAAGGAUUUCUGGCGUAAGGUGCAGUUCACGGUGGAUAAAGACGUGGUGAGGACCGACCGCAGCAACCAGUUCUUCCGAGGGGAGGGCAACCCAAACGUGGAAACCAUGAGGAGGAUCUUGCUGAACUAUGCAGUAUUUAACCCAACAAUUGGAUACUCCCAGGGGAUGUCUGAUCUGGUUGCUCCACUCCUGGCAGAGAUCCUAGAUGAGUCGGAUACCUUCUGGUGCUUUGUAGGACUGAUGCAGAACACAAUCUUCAUCAGCUCACCCCGGGAUGAGGAUAUGGAGAAGCAGCUGCUGUACCUGCGGGAGCUGCUGCGGCUCAUGCACCCACGCUUCCACCAGCACCUCUGUGCUCUGGGAGAGGAUGGUCUGCAGAUGCUCUUCUGCCACCGCUGGAUCCUCCUCUGCUUCAAAAGGGAAUUUCCAGAGGCUGAGGCUCUGCGCAUGUGGGAAGCCUGCUGGGCACACUACCAGACUGAUUAUUUCCACCUCUUCAUCUGUGUGGCCAUCGUGGUGAUUUAUGGGGAUGAUGUCAUUGAACAACAGCUGGCCACUGACCAGAUGCUGCUGCAUUUUGGCAACCUGGCCAUGCACAUGAACGGAGAACUUGUGCUCAGGAAGGCGAGGAGCCUGCUCUAUCAAUUCCACCUCUUACCUCGCAUCCCCUGCAGCCUGCACGACCUGUGCAAGCUGUGUGGGACAGGAAUGUGGGACAGUGGCUUCAUCCCUGCUGUGGAGUGUUCUGGCCAUCACCCCGAGUCCGAGAGCUGCCCGUACGGGGGACUGGCGGAAGUGUCUUCUCCUAAGGCAGGAAGUGAAGGCAGGAGAGGCCUGAAAACAAGAGACGUCUUCACCUUCCGAAAAUAGCUGCAGAGGAACAGGGUGUGACAGGCAGGAAGGAUGUGCAUAGGAAAAAGUGGAGGGAUAGCUGGGCAAGACUCCUGACAAGAGUGGAGAAUGGACAAGGAACGAACGCACUCAACAGGGAAAGCAAACUCCAGUGCUCUGGUGGUGGAGCUGGAACAAAACCACCGAACCAGGAACAGUGUUGGCGUGUGCUCGGGUUUGGGUUUGCUAGGAACAUGCUUUUUUCUAGGUCUUAACAAGGACUUUUUAAUUCUGCCUCUGGGACUGGACUGAUUAGCAACCAGAACUUUGUUACUUGAUGAUGAGAAAUGAGAACACUAAAGAGAGCUGAGUUCAACCAGCGGCAUCUGGGGGUCAGGUGGACGGAGCAGAGCUGUGCCAAGAGCUCUGUCUGUGUCAUUCCUCCAUCCAGAGCAUACCACAUGCACGCACUCUCUGCUUCAACCAAAACCUGCACCUGAGUGGCUUCUCUCUAGAGCCAUAAAAGACCAUUUUAGUUAUAAUCUGCCAAAAAAAUAACCCUGCAGACUGUUGGGAUUGCAGGGAAGGUGUCUGCUUUGUUGGAGAGGAGGAACUGGUCUGUCUCUUGCCUUGUUUCCCACAGUACUGUCUGGCAUGUUGGGUUUUUUCCCUACUGUACAAAGCAUGUCCAGCCACAGGUCUUAAUGCACCACUUCAGGGUCAGGA
This is a messenger RNA of Dryobates pubescens (Downy woodpecker), 3234 nucleotides long. It is a transcript of the gene TBC1D16, whose product is annotated as TBC1 domain family member 16. Gene Ontology annotation, cellular component: early endosome. Gene Ontology annotation, molecular function: GTPase activator activity. The coding region runs from base 181 to 2547 and encodes 788 amino acids. NCBI's taxonomy places the organism in Eukaryota, Metazoa, Chordata, Aves, Piciformes, Picidae. The record is from RefSeq and is a predicted model, not a curated record. The transcript is spliced from 12 exons. Gene Ontology annotation, biological process: activation of GTPase activity.